Messenger RNA from Closterium sp. Yama58-4, 926 nucleotides. The record is from the annotation of a GenBank genome assembly. Lineage: Eukaryota; Viridiplantae; Streptophyta; Zygnematophyceae; Desmidiales; Closteriaceae.
UACGUGUGGAGAUCGUCCGCAAUGGAAAUGCAGCCGUGGCAUCAUGGCUUCUAAGCAUGUUAAUGGCAGGGGCGCCUACUCCUGCAUCUGCCCUCCCAAAUGCUGGUCAUCACUGGUUCUCGUUUGAAUGCUUUGGAUCUCAAUGCAGGUGCAAGCGUGUUGCACCUUAUAACCCAUCUUCCACCACCCAUCUCCUCCCUGCUGCCAACCCAACAGUUGAUGUGUGCGGUUCCUACUCUACCAACCCCUGCGCUGUGGGGACAUGCAUCAAUGAUGGCAAGGGCGCCUACUCCUGCAUCUGCCCUCCCAACUACGUUGGCAGCAUAACCGCUGACAACCUCCCCACCUGCGACCUAGCCAACACAACAGCCUCCAUGUUGACAGUCAACGGCGCCAACUGGCGGUGCUCGGAUGUUUCCCCUGUGGUCAGCGUCUCCUUGGCUGGCUUCACGUCGCAAAACAUGGCUGUUAAGUGCGACCAGCCUUUGCCACAGGGCAAGGUGAUUGCGCUGGGAAGCGCUCCCGCCACCCCCUGCACUGCAUUCUUCUAUGCCCUCAAAGGCGACACGUGCUCCUCUAUCAGCGUCCAGCUGGGACUCGCAUCGACUUACCUUGCCUCUCUCAAUCCCGGGCUGGACUGCUCUGAGCCCAUCAAGGCGGGCCGCUCUCUCUACAUCGAGCGCAACGCCACCUUCGCCUUCACCAUCCCUCGGUGCUUGCAGUACAGCAUGCUCUCACCUCAGGACACGUGCGAGAGCCUGCUGCUGCAGAGCAUGGAUUCAAGUGGGGAUGGGUCCACAGGGGUUCAAAUGAUGACUGCCAGCUGGAUUGGUCUCUACCGCAACAAUCCUGGCAUCAUCUGCCCCCGUACCACCCCUGCCUCCAGUGCCUCUGUUGCCAGCACGCAGGUGAGGGUUGGAAUGUGA